CAAAAAUGUGGAAGAAUUCCGCAAGACAAAUGAGAUAGCGGCUAGCAUAUAUGUAUGCCCUAAUCAAAAGACAGAAUAUUCAUUUAAAAAAUUCUCCACUGCGUAGUUUUCUCUAUAGUCACCGAAAAUGAAGCUGGCUCUUAUUUUAUUCUUAACCUGGGUUGUUUUUCUACAUUUUUUUGAGUUAGUUAGUCCAUCUGGAGAAGGAUCUGAGAGACAGCCUUGUCCUUCUCGAAAUUAUCUAUGUGCAGGAACUAACUUUAAUGUUAUUGUAGGUACUACUAGGUCACAUAUUCCUUCUCGUUUUGUAGCGAAAACACGAGAGGGGGGUUGGCGAAAUAUUGACCAUACUUAUCGUAGUUUGACAAAUCGAGCUCUAUUCAUCGUUUUAGUAUAUGACGAGUCUAAGUAUCUGAGUGGACUGUAUGACUCACAAACUCACAACCGAUUCAAAGUGAACAGGUUCAACUCAACGGACAUCCAACCAAUGCGACCAGAAGAAGAAAAAGAAUUUCCGGACCAAAAAGAUUAUAAUCCACCAGUAAUGGUAUAUACGAGACGGGGAAAUCGUCAAAAUUCAAGUUAAUUCCGAAAAAUAUAAAGCAAUUUUGUUUUGUGAAGCAAAGUCAAACCAAAACG
Molecule: messenger RNA, 639 nt
Organism: Belonocnema kinseyi
Lineage: Eukaryota; Metazoa; Arthropoda; Insecta; Hymenoptera; Cynipidae
Exons: 2
Coding region: 128-586 (152 amino acids)
Source: RefSeq, a predicted model, not a curated record